UCAUGAAGAUGAUUUAAUGAAAUUAUUUUUAUUUAAUUAAAAGUUGUAAGUAAAGUUCGUUUAUGUGCAUCACAAGUAUUGUUAAGCUGUUUUUAAGAUGAAGAUUAAUUGAAUUUAAGUAAAUUCAGUCAAAACGAUGUUCGUUUUAACAGAUAAUAAUAACGAAACUGAAUUUAAAAAAUAUUGGAACAAUUCAAAAACGACAGGAGCGCAAGAAGAAGAAAUUGUUGAUCUGGAAAAUGAUGAGUGAUGCAUGCACGGGAACUAGGAACUGUUGUUAGGAAGAAGAAUGAAUGAUGCAUGUUGGGAGAUCAGGAGAUGCUCCGUCGAGAUCUCAGCAGCCAUCUGAUAUCGCAGACAACGUCAACCACAACAACAACAACAACGAUGACAAUAACAACGACGACGACGACAACAACAACAAUAUAAAUAAUAAUAACAUCAAUAUAGCCAACGAUCAACAAAAUAAUAACAACGAUCUCAUUAAUGCACUGGAAAACAAGUUUGAUGACAAGGAUAAAACUCAUGAAGGUAUUUACAACGAUUUGUUUGACAAUUUCAAAUCCGACAACAGUACAACAAUUCCAGACAACGAUAGCAAGGGUAUAGCAAACCACAAGAGACCAAAUAGUUUCAACACACAUACAGUAAACAGCAUUGAGCCUCUUUGCACGACAAAUGAACUUGCAACAAAUUUCACAACCGGCGACGUUUUAGAUAGCAACACUGAAAAAAGUCACACUAACGUAGACCAGACAAAAAGAGAAAAUUUAAAGAAAAACGACUUUUAUCAUUUUAAAACUGCAACAGAAUUAUUUCAAUCUAAUUUUUUGUCUGAAAGUAGUUGCUGCUUGACUAAAACAACAAGCUCUCUGAGACCUAGUCACUCGGUUGAUUUUUUAUCAUUUGUCUGCCGACAGCAUCUUCUGCUGCAGCAACAAAAGUACAAAAUUUUAUUCCCAGACAAUCAGCAAACUAUUAAAAAAUUAACUGGGAAGAAAAUUAGUAGUAGCCUACAAAACAAAGUUGAAAGAACCGCAAACAGCAACACCCCAAUUUCUAAAGAAAUACCAAAAACCAAGAAAACACGGUCUGAUUCACUGCUAUUGUGCAACAAAAAAAAUUCACUAGAUACCGAAUCAUUUAUAUUCAAAUCUGACAAAGAUUUUAAAAUCCUCCAAACACCUGCGGGUAUUUGCGAAAAAGAUUCAAUUGAAAAAGAUAUUUCUAAACAAUCUAAUCAAGACACUGAAUCAAUUACAUCAGCUGUAGAUAUGCCAGUAUCAUACUGCUACAUCAGACCCAGCGGAAGUUACGUAAGCGUUAGAAACUCCAAACGUUCAUCAUCUCGACGCAGGAAGUCUUCCGCAGUCUUGUCUCCUUCCUCUUCCUUCACGAGCUUUGACGAAUCGCUUGCAUCCAUCUUGGAUCCACUUUACAGACGCAGCCGCCACAGCAGUCAGAAGCGAUCGUCGAGCGGUGGAAACAAAAGAAUGGAAUUUGCCGUGAAGAGUGCGUUCGCAAUGACAAUGUUCAGUUUAAUGGCCGGAGUGGUUUUGACCGUUUGUGGUUUUGUGAAAUUGGAAGGUUGGACGGAUGAACAACAACUGCCCAUGAAAAUAUUGGGUCCGACCUGUUUAACUUCAACUUUUGUCGUGUGGGGUGUCGGUGGUUUGUUUCUUUAUUUGUGGCGCAGUGAGUGGAAGAGAGAGAAGCAGGCGAUGGAUUUGAAGACGAGAGUACAAUUUCACGCCAUAGCUGUGGACCUUCUUAAAAAAUCCACCUCAAACAUAGGAUCACCAUCAAAUGCCAGCAUUCUACAAUCUGAACGAAAGCGAAGAAGAAAGCUGAUAACGAAAUUGAAACAGCAAGAAGUUUUGGAGAUAAGCUACUUUCUCGCAGUUUCUGACUAA
This is a messenger RNA of Helobdella robusta, 1913 nucleotides long. RefSeq lists its product as hypothetical. Bases 294 to 1913 code for a protein of 539 amino acids. The transcript is spliced from 2 exons. The record is from RefSeq and is a predicted model, not a curated record. NCBI's taxonomy places the organism in Eukaryota, Metazoa, Annelida, Clitellata, Rhynchobdellida, Glossiphoniidae.